GAUAAUGUUUCUUCAUUGGUCCACUCCAUUUUGUCGCCUGCUACAAGCCGCAUCGAUCCGAACGGGUUUGGAUAGCCGGCGACACUGAUCAACACGUGGAUUCAUGUCGCUGACGGCGCCCUCGAGAGGCAACAACGGGCAAAUUGUGGCAUGCGGCAAUGAGACAUUUUUUUUGUCGCUUUGUGUUGCCUCUAUGGAAAGACAGUGUGCCUCAUGCGUCAAUGCCGUAUGCUACAUGUUGCCCAGUGGGAUUGCGCCUUUACCGUGUGAGUUUUUUGCAUCUUCUUUUUGCAAUUUCAACUCUUACCACUGACUGUAGAUAUUUCAUAUAUUGUGUUUUUUGUUCGUUUGUUUAUUAACUUUUAUUAGUGUUAAUUUAAGAGGCGUUAUUUUGAAACAUGUCGGCAUCAUCAUCACCUUCAUCACUGCCAGAGUCUCACUCUCAAUCGUUUGAAGAUUUACCUAUUCUGAAUGAAGAUAUUUUAAGUCGCAACAAGUUACUAGAAGAUGCUUACAAAAUGUUGCAAGAACGCCUAAAAAAAGGCUAUUUAAACUAUGCUCAAAUUAUUCUCGAUGUGACGGAUGAUAAUAGAGAAAUAGGCAAGUAUUUGAAGAUCUUUGAACACACAUGUGAUGACACGUUUAUGGACCUUAUCAAGGACAUCGGUGAUUUGCGGGCGAAAUGCUUCACCCAAUUCGAAAAAUCUCUGAAGAAACUUGAAGAGAUCUGCAAAUCAUUGCAGAUGCAAAUACCAUCGGUUGUAAUGAACCAACUAUGCAUGAGGCAGAAGUAUCUGCAGCUUGAAAAACAGCUAGAGGAUUAUGAGCAAAUCUACAAAUCAAGACUUGAAGAAAUCAAUACCUUGAGAGAAAUGCAAUUGGAACUGUGCAAAAGUCUUGGGAUGGAACCCAAAAUAGUAAAAGAAUCUCCUUUGCCUUCUGCCGAAGAAAUCGUGGAGCUCAAGGUGUAUUUAGAAGCUCUGGAAAAUGAAAGAUUUACAAGAAGAGAAAAAUUUGUCCAAUCCAAAGAAACCAUAUUGAAGAUUGUUGGAGAGCUAAACUACAAACCAUCUUUGAAAUUUGAACAACAAAUCAUCUCAGGUGGCGACUUUGAUUUUUGCGUUACUGAUAAAAACAUGAAAAAACUUGAACAACUUCAUGAGCAACUGGCAGUGCAACUGAAAAGAGUGAAGGAAGAAAUUGCAGAAAGUUGGACAAAGUUGAAACAGUUGUGGGAUAUGCUGGAUAUUGAGCUACUGGAACAGCAGAAGUUUAGGGAAGCCCAUCAGGGGAACUCUGUGGAUGUACUUGAAGCUUUACGUGUCGAGAUUGGGAGGUGUAAUGAGUUGAAGAAGACCAAUAUCGAGAAAUUCAUCACACUCUUGCGACAGCAGAUUCGGGAAAUGUGGCAAAAAUGUCAUGUUACUGAAGAGGAAGGGACGGCACAAUUUCGUGUCUUCGACACGGAUCAUUACUCAGAAACAGUCUUGGAUCUAUUUGAGCGAGAAUUGAAUAAGUGGAAGGCCUACUUUGAAGAGAACAAGGAAAUAAUCCAGUUGCUCAACAGACACGGAAAACUGUGGACAAAAUGGACCGGGCUUCAUGAUCACGCAGAUGCUGGCAGAUUAAAAAAUCGCGGUGGUCAGUUAUUGAAGGAGGAAAAAGAACGAAAGCAGUUGGAAAAGACGAUUCCGAAAGUUGAGGAUCAACUACAAAGACUGUGUGUCAAGUAUGAAGAAAUACAUCAAAAACCGUUCAAGACCUUUGGACAAACUGUGGCGGACUAUCUGAAAAACGCACACCAGGACUUUGAGGAUAUGCGGAAAGCUAAGCUUAGCGCUCGCAAAACUCCUGGUUCUGCAGUAAGCGCUUUGGGCACCCUGUUGAAAUCGAAGACCAAUUUGACCCAUACACCAUCAAAACUAAUGUCAGCUGCAAAAAGAAAACUACAGACUCCCACUGCGCUAAAUCGGUCAACUAAAAAGACCAAGAAGUCUCCAACAGGUAUAAAGAAACGCAAAGUUGCUGUUCCAAAAAUAACAGUAACAGUACACAUUGGCAAAAGGAACUCCAAGGAACUCAAAAAAAUUGAGAAGAAACGGAGUAGUUACGCCCUACAAACGGACCUCCAGAAAGUAACUGAUGAUGACGACGAUGAGUACGUCGAUUUUGAAAAUGAAGUUAGAGACAGAGCAGCGAGGAGUACAGCAUUCAAAAUGCAGGAGGAAGAAGCAUGUAGUUCAAAAAAAUAUACCACAAAUCUUGGUCACACUUAAAAAAAAAGAAUAAUAUCAAACAAUCAAGCUCAAUUGAGCAUGGCGGCGUCUGUGAUUUUCUGUGCAGUAUUUUAAGUUCAGUAACUUGUAUAUUAUUAUUUUUAAAUUAUAUUUUAUAUAGAGCUUUUAAAUAGUGUGGUUUUUAUUUUCCUAAGACGACCGUUUUCAGCCCAUGUGAGAUACAGAGUCAACCUACUUGACAACAUUUUUUUAAGAGGUGCUUUUACUCAAGGAAUAUCAAAUAAAUACUGG
Molecule: messenger RNA, 2528 nt
Organism: Acanthoscelides obtectus
Lineage: Eukaryota; Metazoa; Arthropoda; Insecta; Coleoptera; Chrysomelidae
Source: the annotation of a GenBank genome assembly